GUUAGCGCGUCGGAAAUCAAUAGCAAUUGCGUGUUCCUCACCCGCACGCCAACCGCCGCCGGCUAGCCGCCGAUUCGAGGGUUCGUUCGGGGAGGAGGCAGAUCGGUUCCGCGAUGGAGUGCAUCGCCGAGAUGCCGCCCGCGCCGCUGGACCGCCGCCCGCGCAAGCGGCAGCGUCUGGGGUGGGACGUCGGCCCCGCCGGGAUGCAUCAGAUUCAGCUUGGACUUUGUGGGCAAGAAGUUGUGAAUGCCAUAAGUGCUGUGGCAUUGGGUCUCUCUUCAGGUGGUAUUGUUUCCUCUCAGCUCAACCAAGGGCAGACUCGUGACGGUUCCCCUCCACUGAGAGAAGAUGACAAGGAUGGGCAUUAUGUUUUUGCUGUUGGAGAUAACCUCACACCCCGCUAUAAGAUCAAUGCGAAAAUGGGCGAAGGUACCUUUGGCCAGGUGUUGGAGUGUUGGGAUAAGGAAAGGAAAGAAAUGGUGGCUAUCAAGAUCAUUAGGGGGAUUAAGAAGUACAGGGAUGCUGCAAUGAUAGAAAUUGGCAUGCUCGAGCAGCUUGGUAAAUACGAUGAAAGUAGAUCCAGUUGUGUUCAAAUUCGGAACUGGUUUGACUAUCGUAACCAUAUAUGUAUUGUCUUUGAGAGGCUUGGACCAAGCUUAUAUGAUUUUCUGCGGAAAAACAAUUACCGCUCAUUCCCAAUUGCCCUAGUUCGGGAGGUUGCCAAACAACUGUUGGAAUGUAUAGCAUUUAUGCAUGAAUUGCGCCUCAUACACACUGAUUUAAAGCCUGAGAACAUUCUUCUUGUUUCUCCGGAGUACAUUAAAGUGCCUGAUUACAAAGUUUCAUCCAGAUCCCCAAAGGAGGGAUCCUAUUACAAGCGGUUGCCCAAGUCUAGUGCUAUCAAGGUGAUUGAUUUUGGUAGCACUACCUAUGAUCAACAGGAUCAGAGUUAUGUGGUAUCCACCAGGCAUUAUCGGGCUCCAGAAGUUAUACUUGGACUUGGAUGGAGUUACCCAUGUGAUAUCUGGAGUGUUGGUUGUAUUCUUGUUGAGCUUUGCACGGGUGAGGCAUUGUUCCAGACUCAUGAAAACUUGGAACAUCUGGCUAUGAUGGAGAGGGUGUUUGGACCUUUGCCAUACCAUAUGCUUAGGAGGGCAGAUCGCCACUCUGAGAGAUACAUCAGAAAAGGACGUCUGAAUUGGCCUGAGGGUUGUACUUCGCGGGAGAGCAUGAAAGCUGUGAUGAAACUGCCCAAGCUCCAGAAUCUGGUGAUGCAAAAUGUGGAUCAGUCAGCUGGGGAUUUCAUCGACCUUUUGCAAGGGCUGCUGAAGUAUGAUCCAGCAAACCGCCUGACAGCACAAGAGGCGCUGAGGCAUUCCUUCUUCACAGAAGGGUUGGAGCGAAGAAGAUGAUAUUCCCUGCAACCUCAUCCUUGUUUGACUAACUCUGCUGUGUGCAAACUUCCUCGACAGUUCUCUUAUUGUUUUGUAACAUAGAGCUUCUGUACAUGUAGACCAAUCUGUAUGUAGUUGCAAUGAAGUUUCAAACUUGUUUGAAGCUUGUGCGUUACCUGAUGAUGCAUCACAGAUGAAGUCAAAUGGGUACAUUUGACAAAUCCUUACUUGAGUUUGAUUUUUGCAUCUCAUUAUUCCUUGCCAGGGUUGUAA
This is a messenger RNA of Panicum hallii, 1667 nucleotides long. Its product is annotated as serine/threonine-protein kinase AFC2. The coding region runs from base 114 to 1412 and encodes 432 amino acids. Gene Ontology annotation, biological process: protein phosphorylation. Gene Ontology annotation, molecular function: ATP binding; protein kinase activity. Lineage: Eukaryota; Viridiplantae; Streptophyta; Magnoliopsida; Poales; Poaceae. The record is from RefSeq and is a predicted model, not a curated record. The transcript is spliced from 12 exons. Gene Ontology annotation, cellular component: nucleus.